This is a messenger RNA of Auxenochlorella protothecoides, 444 nucleotides long. Its product is annotated as Peptidyl-prolyl cis-trans isomerase-like 1. The record is from RefSeq and is a predicted model, not a curated record. The transcript has 3 exons. Gene Ontology annotation, cellular component: catalytic step 2 spliceosome. Gene Ontology annotation, molecular function: peptidyl-prolyl cis-trans isomerase activity. Gene Ontology annotation, biological process: protein peptidyl-prolyl isomerization. Bases 1 to 444 code for a protein of 147 amino acids. Lineage: Eukaryota; Viridiplantae; Chlorophyta; Trebouxiophyceae; Chlorellales; Chlorellaceae.
AUGGCGGCACCAAUGGUGGAGAUUCAGACGUCAAUGGGAUCCUUCACGGUGGAACUAUACGAACGCCAGGCACCCCGCACAGUUCAGAACUUCAUUGGGCUAGCAAUCAAGGGGUAUUACGACGGCACUGUGGUGAGUGGCGACCCCACCGGCACCGGGAGGGGCGGGACGUCUGUCUUUGGCGGGAAGUUCGAGGAUGAGGUGACAAGAGAGCUGAAGCACACUGGGGCAGGCAUUCUGUCGAUGGCAAACUCGGGUCCAAACACCAAUGGCAGUCAGUUCUUCAUCACACUAGCCCCAACACCGCAUCUGGACGGCAAGCACACCAUCUUCGGCCGUGUGAGCAGUGGGAUGGAGGUGAUCAAGCGGUUGGGCAAUGUGCAGACAGAUGCCGGCGACCGCCCCUUGGGCGAGGUGCGGAUCAUCAAGGCCCGGCUUCUCUGA